Messenger RNA from Cynoglossus semilaevis (tongue sole), 3237 nucleotides. RefSeq names its product Golgi membrane protein 1-like. Lineage: Eukaryota; Metazoa; Chordata; Actinopteri; Pleuronectiformes; Cynoglossidae. The record is from RefSeq and is a predicted model, not a curated record. Bases 958 to 2166 code for a protein of 402 amino acids. The transcript has 11 exons.
GCACCUAAGUGCUGUUGUUGUGACCUUAUGCUCUAACCUUCAACCUAGCCGUUGUCAAAUUGUGAUCUACUAGUUUCUGAUCCCUAUCUCACCAAGUACUCCUCUUGUAACAACAAACCUUGGUGCCCCUCAACCUUGCAGCUCCUUUUCUUACAGCUGCAUAUUUUCAGUUUUAGCUUUAAGCAGCAUUUUAUGUUCAAACUGGUUAUAUGUUUUAGCACAUCUCUUAUGAUUAUUUAUUCUAUUAUAAAACAUGAUUAUAUAUGUUGCAUACUUCUAUAAACUACGAACAUAUGAAUACAUUUCAUCCACACAACAUUUGCUAAACUGAAGAGCAAAAGGGAAUGUAAAAAGAACCUGUUGGGAAGAAUGUCAAUGUCUUGAAUGUACCUAAAGUAUCUCUGAAGAGUGUCUAAAUGCAUUCAUUUAGACACAUUUUGGAGUUAUCUAGGAUGUGAUUUAGAAGCUACAGCAGAACCAGGCAUGUUCUGUACAUUUAUAUCCUGUUUAAUUUAAUUCAUGAUUGUGUUGUGUGACGUCAGUAGCUAAUAUGUUAAUAAAACCUAGGCGCCUUUUCUCCUACAUGUCAGAAGUAGAAAAGACAAGGGGAUUUGUGUUCAAUGACAACGGUAAAUGCCCAAAUUAGAUGGUGCAAAAUUCAACAUGCCCUUAGCCGACUACCUGUUUUUUGACUGCUACCAGUACCCGUACUACCGUAAAUGCAAAAAAAAAACAAAAACAAAAACGCAGAAAAAAAAUCUCUAAAGCUGCUGUUCGCUUUUGUCGGUAUAUCCAGUCCCUGUACUGUCGCUGGUGCUGUAACAAUGGAUACACAAUAACCAGUUCAGCGGUCACGUUUUGCUAAUUGCAGAUAUUCUCAAAAUAUUUUCGUGUCUCCUCCCAUCCCGGAUCUGGUCUGAUUCCACGUGUCUUUAGUGUCCACGUCUCUAAACAACUAUGGGUGGGUUAGGGAACGGACGUCGUGGAGGACGAUCACCCCCUCUCCUGAUUGGUGCUCUGAUUGCCUGUGUCCUGGUUCUCGGAUUUAACUACUGGGUCUCAAGCUCCCGCAGCCUGGAGCUACAGACAAAGCUGUAUGAGUUGGAGGGUCAGGUACGGAGGGAAGCAGUGGAUCGAGGAGAUGCGGAGCUGAAGAAGACUGAGUUCCAGGAGGAGAUCAAGAAACAGGAGGAGGAGAUCAUCCACAUUGAAAGUUUCUACAAGAAACAACUGGAAGUAGUCGGGGACACUUGUGAGAAAGAUAAGGCCAUACUCCAGCAGAACAUUUCAUCCUCUGCAAAAGCCACGCAAGAACUCAGAGAUACAUUGAACCAGCUCAAUGACAACCUGGCGAAGCAGGAGAAGGACCUGCAGAGUUGUCAAGGCAACAUAAACGCCCUGAACACCAAACACACAAACGAAAUGUCAACCUGUCACUCUCAGGUCCUGUCUCAAAAGGAGCUGUGUGAUGAAAAAGUGGAGGCUGCUAAACCUGAAAUUAAGAAAAAGAUGGAGAAGCUUAACCCUGCCCGCAGUGGUCUUUUAGUGAAUAACUCUGAAGCUGGAGCAGCAAAAGAAAAGGAACCCGUAAACGCUGAAAAACCAGCAAAGAUGAAAAUAGCUGUCAACCAGAACUCAAGCCUUUCUAAGCCCACAGAAAAUAAACCAUCUCAACUGCAAACUAAUGACAUCAUAGUAGACAAUGUGUACCACUCACUUCUGAAGGAAGUUGGUAAAAAGGAGUCUCCCUCUGCUGCUGCUGUCAAGCAGGACACGGUGCGACCACCAGGUGGCCCUGUGAAAGCACAAGUGGGUGAGACAAAAACUGAUAAAGAUGUAAAGAACAACCUGAGUGAAAAUAAUGCUGUGGAGGUGAUGGACGUUCACGAAGAGGAGGAUCAAACGAAAGACGCUGGUGUGGAAGGCAUGCUGGAUAACCAGGGGAAGGCCCAUGAAAAUCCUGUAGAUCAGAAAUUGGAAGAACCGGAUGAUUAUGAUGCAGAGAAACAAAUAGUGGAAGAUGAAGAAGUGGAGAAACAGCCGGAAAAUAAAAAGGCUGAAAAUAUAGACCUGGAUAUGGAGAAGGAACUGGCCGACUACAAUGGAGAUGAUGAGAAUGAAGGGGAGUUUGAGGCAGACAAACAAGCAGAGCUGGCACAGAAAUGAGGUCGUGCUCAUGACCUUCACCAACAUUGUAACAAAUAAAUGACUGGCAGCAGAUGAACACGGCUGGAUUUAAGGACAUAGAACAUGUUUAACACUCCAACACGUGGGCUCCACACAGGUUACUGCAAAAGUGGAAACGUACUAAACAAGAAACAAAUCACUGUCUGAUUUUUGGUCUAUCUGGGAUUUGGUUGAGAAGUUGUCUUCUGUCAUCUUAAUCAAGUUUGUCUACACAAAAUACUUAACUACAUCUAAAACAGAUACAGUUGUAGGAUUUUUUUUAUGUAGCGAUUGUAACUGGUUAUGAUCAAUAGCCACCACCAGGGGGCAACAAAGAUAAUUUGCCUCCACUAUGAGGAGCUUCCAUGCUCUCAUUAUUUCUUUGUCAUUUUUGUAAUGUAUGUGCAUUCACAUAUAUAAAUAUCUAUACAGUCUAUAAAGUCAAUGGGAGUGUGUUAAGAGUCACAAAGGUAUAAUAGGUCUAGAUUCGUUUUCUUUAUUUAACAAUAGGUAAAUUGGUUUUAGAUACAUUGUUCAUGUUUACUCUGUGACUUAAACACUGUAACUUGAUUAUGAUGUGAAGACCCUUAAAGGGUAAAGCGAUAAGUGGAAAAUGAUCUGGACUGAUCUUAGUGACUGGGUGAUAUGAACGACCUCUGCCUUUUCGCUCAGUGGCAUGGCAGCAGAUGGAACAAUGCCUUUAAAAUCAUGUUUUCAAUGAAGGAAGUGUAUUGAUGUUCAUGCUCAUUGUUAUUACUGAAAACACAUGUUCGUUUUUCUGUUUACUGUAGAUCCAAAGAUUCAGACUGGCGUCAGUAAACACCACAUUUACAAAUUACAAACCAUUAUCUAUUAAACUAUUUCAACAUGUGGUCAACUGCCUUUAGGCUUCACUUUAAUAUUUAACCAUGUUAGUGCGCAAAACUAGAUGUGACAGUCAAACUCCUGGAAGCGUAAGGGUUUGUUUAGCAAAACAAGAUAAAAUAAAUAGCAUAAAAACAGUAAUCAAUACUGCUUUGAAAUUGAUCUGUUGUAAAUUCAACUGCACCAUUAAGGUCAUUGUCCAACCAA